ACCGCCAUGUGGCGCUCGAACGGAAAACGGUUGGACUAUCAACGUCAAAGAUAGAGUUAGAUGCCAUCACGAUCUUUCUUCAGGCUGUUUGGAUUCAAUUAUCCAAUGAUGACGUCACUGCUUCCACAUUUUAUUCUCCUUCUCUUUGUGCCUUUCACUAACUGCCAUAUUCCAACUACACUUGAAGGUCCCUUUGUUCCUGUCACCGUUCCGUUCGACACUUCCUUGCGCGGCGUCGCCGUUGACUUGCCCGAUACCGAUCCCCGUGUUCGCCGCCAAGUCCGCGGUUUCGAACCUGAGCAGAUUUCACUUUCUCUCUCUACCACUUUUGACUCCGUUUGGAUCACAUGGAUUACAGGGGAAUAUCAAAUUGGUUACAACAUCAAGCCAUUAGACCCUAAAAUUGUCUCAAGUGUUGUUCAAUUUGGAACUUCAAGAUUUGAAUUAGUGAAUGAAGCAAAGGGCCAAUCCCUAAUCUACAAUCAGCUUUAUCCUUUUGAAGGCCUUCAGAAUUACACUUCUGGAAUCAUCCAUCAUGUUCGACUCACAGGAUUGGAACCAAGCACACUAUACUAUUAUCAAUGUGGAGAUCCCUCAUUACAUGCCAUGAGUGAUAUAUACUAUUUCAGGACCAUGCCAAUUUCUGAUCCACAGAGUUAUCCAGGAAGAAUUGCAAUAGUAGGAGAUCUUGGUCUCACUUAUAAUACAACUACUACCAUCAGUCAUAUGACUAGUAACGAACCUGAUCUUGUCCUAUUGAUUGGUGAUGUAACCUAUGCAAAUCUGUACCUCACAAAUGGAACUGGCUCAAACUGUUAUAGUUGCUCAUUUCCACAAACUCCUAUACAUGAAACCUACCAGCCUCGAUGGGAUUAUUGGGGAAGGUUUAUGCAGAAUCUAGUGUCUAGAGUUCCAAUAAUGGUAGUAGAAGGAAAUCAUGAAAUUGAAAAACAGGCUAGAGACAAGACAUUUGUGGCUUACAGUUCCAGGUUUGCGUUUCCCUCUGAAGAAAGUGGAUCGUCAUCCACAUUCUACUACUCUUUUAAUGCUGGAGGCGUUCACUUUAUUAUGCUUGGGGCUUAUAUUAAUUAUGGUAAAACAGCUGAGCAAUACAAGUGGCUGGAGAGAGACCUGGCUAAUGUUGAUAAAACAAUAACUCCCUGGCUUAUAGCUACCUGGCAUCCACCAUGGUACAGUACUUAUGAAGCUCAUUACAGAGAAGCAGAGUGUAUGCGGGUUGAGGUGGAAGAGCUGCUGUACUCAUAUGGUGUGGAUAUAGUCUUUAAUGGACACGUUCAUGCUUAUGAGAGGUCAAAUCGGGUUUAUAAUUAUAAUUUAGAUCCAUGCGGUCCUGUAUAUAUUACUGUUGGGGACGGGGGUAAUCGAGAGAAGAUGGCAAUCAAUUUCACCGACGAGCCUGGUCAUUGUCCUGAUCCAUCAACUACUCCUGAUCCUUAUAUGGGUGGCUUUUGUGCAACAAAUUUUACAUUUGGCCCAGCAGCGAGCAAGUUUUGUUGGGAUCGCCAGCCAGAUUACAGUGCUUUCAGAGAAAGUAGCUUUGGCUAUGGAAUUCUAGAGGUAAAAAAAUGAAACAUGGGCUUUGUGGACAUGGUAUCGCAAUCAGGACUCUUACAAGGAAGUUGGAGAUCAAAUUUACAUAGUAAGACAACCUGAAAUAUGUCCUGUUCCUCAGAGGCUGUAUAGAGAUUGUGUUGCUUCGUUUUAAGAAACAGGAAUAGUACAUUAGCUGUCAUGGAUGAGAAUGUCAUAAUAGGUAAAUAUAAUCGUCAGUGGAAGGAGAUUACAAAGUGCUAAUUACUAAAUACCACAGCUUAAUUGAGUGGAAUGCAAUCUAUCUUGUAUUACAAAUGUUGAUCCUAUCUACUACCAGUUAGCAUCA
This is a messenger RNA of Cicer arietinum (chickpea), 1900 nucleotides long. Lineage: Eukaryota; Viridiplantae; Streptophyta; Magnoliopsida; Fabales; Fabaceae. The record is from RefSeq and is a predicted model, not a curated record.